Messenger RNA from Sclerotinia sclerotiorum 1980 UF-70, 243 nucleotides. RefSeq lists its product with no specific name. Bases 1 to 243 code for a protein of 80 amino acids. The transcript has 2 exons. The record is from RefSeq and is a predicted model, not a curated record. Lineage: Eukaryota; Fungi; Ascomycota; Leotiomycetes; Helotiales; Sclerotiniaceae.
AUGGAUGAAGGAGUUCCUAUAAUCACAGCUGCGCCUACGGUAGAAGAAGUCCAGCUAGGGGAAAAAUAUCAUCAGAUUACUUAUUGGAGUUGUGUUACGAGGAAAACUUAUGUGCAUUGUGGAUGGCAUGAACCUAUACUUGCAGGCGGAACAGAAAUUGCAGGAGCGCAGUGUGAGUUGUGUAACGGUGGGAGAAUGGCUUUGAUGGCUGCGGGGGUGGUGGUUGCGGUAGGGGUUUUGUGA